Messenger RNA from Strongylocentrotus purpuratus (purple sea urchin), 873 nucleotides. RefSeq lists its product as uncharacterized. The record is from RefSeq and is a predicted model, not a curated record. NCBI's taxonomy places the organism in Eukaryota, Metazoa, Echinodermata, Echinoidea, Camarodonta, Strongylocentrotidae. The coding region runs from base 1 to 873 and encodes 290 amino acids. The transcript has a single exon.
AUGCCCGCACCAAAUACUGCCGAGGAGGGCCCUCCGCCGGAGCAUGAGCAGGCGGGAGCCACGGCCGGGGCUAGCGCACAGGCCACCCAAGGCGUCGGCGCAGUCAGCAUUAAGCUCCCCCCUUUUUGGAGGGGAGACCCGGAGGUAUGGUUUGCCCAAGCCUCUGCUCAGUUUGAGACUAGAGGCAUAACCAGCGAGCAGACCAAAUACGCCUAUAUUAUAGCGACAUUGCCGUCGGAUGUUGCGCUCGAGAUCCGCGACAUAUUGAUUAGUCCACCCCCGAUCAAGCCUUAUACUGAGCUGCGUGCCCUGCUCAUAUCGCGAAUGACCUCCUCUGAACAGCGCCGAGUUCAGAUGUUAUUGAAUGAAGAGGAAUUAGGCGACCGAAAACCUAGUCAACUUCUGAGGCGCAUGCAGCAGCUGCUAGGCAUGCAGCAGCUAGAGAAGGGGAUUUUGCGGGAAUUGUUUCUGCAGCGCCUGCCACAGAAUGUCCGCCUCAUUCUGGCAUCAUCAAGCGACGCGCUUCCGCUUUCUGAGUUGGCCAAUUUAGCCGAUAAAAUUCUAGAAGCGUCAAUUCCCGUCACUGGAAUUUCAGCACCCAGCGCCACAGUCGCAGCUGUAUCUAACUCUAACCCCGAUCUUCAACACCAAGUCCUUGAGCUCACGAAAAUGGUGAAGGAGCUGACUGCCACUGUCGGUCGCAUGCGGAGCCGAAGCCGAAGCCGCAGCAUGAGCAGUAACCGUAAGCGCGACUCAUCCGGUAGUAAAUCAGCGAGCACUUCAGAAUUGUGCUGGUAUCAUGAGAAGUGGGGUGAGAAGGCUCACCAGUGCCGCCCACCAUGCACAUAUAGCAAGCCGGCGGAAAACAACUAG